Molecule: messenger RNA, 483 nt
Organism: Penicillium concentricum
Lineage: Eukaryota; Fungi; Ascomycota; Eurotiomycetes; Eurotiales; Aspergillaceae
Product: MFS transporter MCP family solute carrier family 16 member 10
Exons: 2
Coding region: 1-483 (160 amino acids)
Biological process (GO): transmembrane transport
Cellular component (GO): fungal-type vacuole membrane
Molecular function (GO): transmembrane transporter activity
Source: RefSeq, a predicted model, not a curated record
AUGCCACUAUCACUUGCCUAUUAUCUUAUCACUGCCAUGAGUUGUGGUUCAUUGCUAGGUCGCUGUGUGGCUGGGUUUAUUGGUGAUCAUAUUGGAUGGUUUAACACACAAAUUCUCAUUCUCGGUUUAUCCACGACCUCAAUACUUGGUAUUUGGCUUCCUGCAGAGGCCAAUCCCAAGCUCCUCUGGUUAUUUGUCGUCCUGUUUGGUUUCUGCAGCGGAUCAUCAAUAAGCCUAGGACUUGUCUGCAUAUCCCAACUGUGCAAGACAGAGAACUAUGGAAAAGUUUCUGGGACCUUGUUUGCAUUCUCUAGCAUUGGAUAUCUCAUUGGUAUUCCCGUAGGUGGUCUGCUUCUUCAGCUACCAAAUGCAUCAUACAGGGCGUUGAUAAUGCUUGCUGGACUAGCAUAUGGCUUAGGAUUGCUGUGUUGGACGGCUAUACGGGUUCUUCGGGGUGGAUGGAAGUUGAAAGCAAGACUCUGA